GACUGAGGCUCCACCCCUCCUCUGUGAUUGGUGGGCUCGAGCUGGGCUGAUGCGUGAAAUAGCGGCCCUAGCGGAACUACUGUAGUAGAGCUGCUCACGCGUUCUUUGUACGUCUGAAAGACGAUUGGGCUUUGUUACCGUUAUCAUGACCCAGGCAGAAUUUGAAAAAGCUGCUGAAGAAGUGAAGAAGCUGAAAUCCCAGCCAACUGAUGAUGAAAUGCUGGAUAUUUACAGCCAUUAUAAGCAAGCUACAGUUGGAGAUGUAAAUACAGAACGUCCUGGAAUGUUUGAUUUGAAAGGCAAAGCCAAGUGGGAUGCCUGGAAUAAGUUAAAAGGAAUGUCUAAAGAAGAAGCUAUGAAAGUGUACAUAGCAAAAGUCAACGAACUGAAGGACAAAUAUGGAAUGGCAUGAAGCGCCUACCUGUAUGCCUUAUAUGGAAACAUACCUUACUAAUACUGUGGAUGAAUACAUUGUCUGCUACACAGUACUGCAGUGCCAAGUAAUGAUGCCACUUCAGAAUGAUUAACUGUGUAAAUAAACUUCUAAUGGUUUCUAGAAUAAAGCUAUGAAAUUCAUAAAAA
Messenger RNA from Varanus komodoensis (Komodo dragon), 582 nucleotides. It is a transcript of the gene DBI, whose product is annotated as diazepam binding inhibitor, acyl-CoA binding protein. The record is from RefSeq and is a predicted model, not a curated record. The coding region runs from base 146 to 412 and encodes 88 amino acids. Gene Ontology annotation, molecular function: fatty-acyl-CoA binding. NCBI's taxonomy places the organism in Eukaryota, Metazoa, Chordata, Lepidosauria, Squamata, Varanidae. Gene Ontology annotation, biological process: fatty acid metabolic process. The transcript has 4 exons.